Messenger RNA from Colletotrichum godetiae, 986 nucleotides. RefSeq lists its product as uncharacterized. NCBI's taxonomy places the organism in Eukaryota, Fungi, Ascomycota, Sordariomycetes, Glomerellales, Glomerellaceae. The transcript is spliced from 3 exons. Gene Ontology annotation, molecular function: oxidoreductase activity, acting on the CH-OH group of donors, NAD or NADP as acceptor. The record is from RefSeq and is a predicted model, not a curated record. Bases 130 to 897 code for a protein of 255 amino acids.
AUGAAUACGAGACCUCGAGAGACCUCAUGUUCUAAUCAAGAUCCAAACCUCUAGUCUCCGCUCCAGCUGGGCCGGUUCAUGUCUGCGCAUGUGGAGCGUUAUACGACCACUUGACUUCAAGCCAUCGCCAUGUCUCUCAAUGGAAAGAUCGCAAUAGUGACGGGAGGGGCUCGAGGAAUCGGUGCUGGCAUAGUCAAAGCUCUUGCCAAACAAGGUGCAAGUGUUGCAUUCAAUUAUGUCUCUCCCUCCUCCGAAGCUGCUGCUCUCACAUUGGUUGAGGAAGUCAAGGGGUUGGGGGUCCGAGUGGCGUGCGUACGCGUUGAUAUGGCGUCUCUCAAGGCUCCCUCUGCUCUUCUGAAUGCCGCUCUUCAAGAAUUCCAGACCGACAAGGUCGAUAUUUUGGUAAACAACGCGGGUGUUGGAGGAAAUGUACCCCUCGAAGAAAUCACGAUCGAAGAUUACGAUCGGCUGAUGACGGUUAACGUCAGAGCAGUCAUCUUCAUGACCCAAAGCGUCUUACCUCACAUCAACCGCGGCGGUCGUAUUGUCAACUUGUCUUCGAUAUCCGCCCGCGGCGGCUACUCAACUCAAUCCGUAUAUGCCGCAUCCAAAGCCGCCGUUGAGGGCCUCACACGGGUCUGGGCCACAGAGCUGGGCCACAAGUAUGGGAUAACGGUGAACUCAGUCAACCCCGGCCCUGUCGACACCGAUAUGUACCGUGCUGCUGGGCCUGUACAUCUUGCGAGGAUGGAAGAACAGAAUAAGAAAGUUCCUGCCGAGCCCAGAUGUGGCAAGGAGGAGGAUGUGGCAGAAAUCGUUGUUUUUUUGUGCGAAGAGAGAUCGCGCUGGGUGACUGGAGACACCAUCUGUGCGAACGGAGGCAUGGUCUACACAUAGAGAAGGGAAGUUAAAUAGAGAUUUGGAGUGUGUUGCCAUCCUUGAUGCCCACGUGUGCUUCCGGUCUCACUGUAAAGAUGUCUUUUGCC